Molecule: messenger RNA, 2376 nt
Organism: Acanthopagrus latus (yellowfin seabream)
Lineage: Eukaryota; Metazoa; Chordata; Actinopteri; Spariformes; Sparidae
Gene: aldh7a1
Product: aldehyde dehydrogenase 7 family, member A1
Exons: 2
Coding region: 140-1768 (542 amino acids)
Molecular function (GO): aldehyde dehydrogenase (NAD+) activity
Source: RefSeq, a predicted model, not a curated record
GUACAGGCAGCUGACCAAUCAGAGUGCAGCACAGCAUAGGUACUUCCGCUUCAGCUGUGACGGAGAUAUUAAGAGACCGCAAGUAUUUCUUCCAUGCUCUGGAGUGGACGUGGCCCACUGAACCUGACAUCAAUCACCCAUGCAGCGCUGCCUGACUUUGACCCUUGCCCAGCACAGCCGGCUCCUCUUGAGAAAUAAACUACCAUCUGUCCGCUGCCAGCAGUCAGCCGCCAUGUCAGGUCUCCUCAUCAACCAGCCCAAAUACUCCUGGCUGAAAGAGCUGGGCCUGUCAGAGGACAACCCUGGUGUUUACAACGGGAGCUGGGGAGGCAGUGGGGAGGUCAUCACGUCUUACUGCCCCGCCAACAAUGAGCCAAUCGCCAGAGUGACCCAGGCAACUUUGGCAGAGUAUGAGGAAACUGUCCAGAAGACGAGGGAAGCUUGGAAGAUGUGGGCAGAUAUUCCAGCUCCCAAAAGAGGGGAGAUUGUUAGGCAGAUUGGAGAUGCACUUAGGAAGAAGAUCAAAGUCCUUGGGAGUCUGGUGUCUCUGGAAAUGGGCAAGAUCUACGUUGAGGGAGUUGGAGAAGUUCAGGAGUACGUUGAUGUCUGUGAUUACGCCGUCGGUUUGUCCAGAAUGAUUGGAGGGCCUGUCCUGCCUUCAGAAAGACCAGGCCACGCCCUGAUUGAGCAGUGGAAUCCAGUCGGUCUUGUCGGCAUUAUCACUGCCUUUAAUUUCCCUGUGGCUGUCUACGGCUGGAACAACGCCAUCGCUCUUACCUGCGGCAACGUCUGCCUCUGGAAAGGAGCUCCAACCACUCCUCUCACAAGUGUUGCAGUUACCAAGAUUGUGGCUGAGGUGCUGGAGCAGAACAACUUGCCUGGUGCCAUCUGCUCCAUGACCUGUGGAGGCGCUGAUAUCGGCACAGCCAUGGCAAAAGAUGAGCGUGUGGAUCUGCUGUCCUUCACUGGCAGCACCCACGUGGGCAAGAUGGUGGCCAUGAUGGUGCAGGAAAGGUUUGGCCGUAAACUGCUGGAGCUCGGUGGAAACAAUGCAAUCAUUGUGUUUGAGGAUGCUGACCUCAAUCUGGUGGUGCCCUCUGCUGUCUUUGCAUCUGUGGGAACUGCUGGCCAGCGCUGCACCACAACCAGACGGCUGAUGCUGCACGAGAGCGUUCAUGACGCAGUUGUUGAGAGGAUAGCCAAGGCCUACAAACAAGUCCGCAUCGGGGACCCCUGGGAUCCCAGCACCUUGUAUGGGCCCCUGCACACCAAGCAAGCUGUGGAUCAGUAUCUGGCUGCUAUUGAGCAGGCCAAGCAGCAGGGUGGCACUCUGGUCUGCGGAGGAAAGGUGAUGGACCGUCCUGGAAACUACGUGGAGCCCACCAUCAUCACAGGGCUGGCUCACGACGCUCCCAUUGUCCAUACCGAAACCUUCGUCCCCAUACUGUACGUCCUCAAGUUCAAGACAGAAGAGGAAGCAUUCGCCUGGAACAACGAAGUCCAGCAGGGCCUGUCCAGCAGCAUAUUCACCAAAGAUCUGGGUCGGGUCUUCCGCUGGCUUGGGCCCAAAGGAUCUGACUGCGGCAUCGUUAAUGUCAACAUACCUACAAGCGGAGCUGAAAUCGGAGGAGCCUUUGGUGGAGAGAAACACACCGGAGGUGGAAGAGAGUCCGGCAGCGACUCGUGGAAGCAGUACAUGAGGCGUUCAACCUGCACAAUAAACUACAGCAAGGAUCUUCCACUGGCACAGGGAAUCAAGUUUGAGUGAAGCCUUCAGGUGGUUUGCUCGCGUUCGCCCAAAAGGACAACACUAAAUGAUUUAGUGGCAGAGUGUUGUCGAGCAAAUGCUUGACAUUUGUCUUUGCAUACAGAAAGGUCAGUUUGAAUUUUGAAAUCUGGGGUAAUUUCGGGUUUCAGUUUAGUUGUCCUGUACCAGAUAUAUGUCUGUGAUGGUUGCAUUAGAUAUUAAUCCUGGUUUUGAACUAACGGUUUGAAAAUAGUUUUGUGUGAAAGGUCAAGUACUGUUCUUUCAAAUGGCUGGUCGACUCUUUUCUGUAAGCACUUAAGUCUGUUUGAGGGAUGACUGUACCAGAUACUUUAUACUAUAUGAGAAAAUAAAUCUUAAAUUUAUUUUUUGAAGAAAAACUGGAGGAGACUUUAUUACAGUGCAUAUUAAAUCAUUGUUUUACAAUCUGCUUAAAAAUCUUGUCAUCAAGUGUUUUUUUCAUGUUCAUAGAGGCUUCGAAAUGGCUAUUAAAAGUCAGGCUGUUGGCUUGGUUUUUUCAGCAUUAAUACACUGUGCUUUGCAUCCAGCAAGCAUAAGCAUCACACUAUGAUUUCCUGCAAUAAAACAACAAAUAAAAGACUUCAUGUUGA